Molecule: messenger RNA, 1981 nt
Organism: Seriola dumerili (greater amberjack)
Lineage: Eukaryota; Metazoa; Chordata; Actinopteri; Carangiformes; Carangidae
Exons: 11
Coding region: 178-1749 (523 amino acids)
Biological process (GO): intracellular signal transduction; T cell receptor signaling pathway; B cell receptor signaling pathway
Cellular component (GO): plasma membrane; membrane raft
Source: RefSeq, a predicted model, not a curated record
CAAGGCGCGCUGUCCCAGGAGAACUCAUCUGAAGAGCUGGCCGUGAGAGACCGGGAUGCUCCUCUAACGCACCAGGGGGGCGAGUUUUCCGGAGCAGACGGUCUGUGUGGCAGAGUUUUAGCUCAAGUGGAAGUGAGUGAGUGAGUGAGUGAGUGAGUGAGUGAGUGAGUGGGUGUCAUGGAUUCGACUGCCGAGGAGCCUCCCUACCAGAACUUGCUGCUCCUGGGAGCCAUUGCAGCAGCAUCUGCCUUCGUGGUCACCAUCCUUAUUGUCCUUGUCUGCGUUGGCUGUCAAAGAAAAAGCAAGAGCAAGCACCCCCCAGCCGGAGAGAAAGGGACAUCUGUAAAUAUGCAGGGUACACUCCGGCAUCCGAAACUGAACUCCAUGAGCAAAUCUGACACCAGACUGCAUGAGAUAAAUCGCUUUCCCUGCAACGGAAACUCUGUUAGCAAGAGCCGUCCAGCCAGUAUGGACCUUCUGCUCCUCCACAGUCGGUGCUCCCAGACGGACCUGAGGCCCUCCCAUGGGCGCCAGCUUCCCCAGAUCCCCAACAGUCCCCAGGGAUCCGGCCAGGGGGAGGUGGGCCUGCGCAACAACCCCACCCCCACCUACUGCCUGGAUGAUGGCCUGUACGAAAGUGUAGGAGUCCGGGAAGGUGACAUGGGCCCCAAGGUACCCUCUGCCCCGCCGCCCACUUCAGCCAACACUCCAGCCAUAAUCAGAGCUGCCCAAAGCCCCCCAGCUCAUGUCAACGGAGCCCGCAAUGGAAACGGGCACGGAAACGGUGGCAGAGGGAAUGGCAGAGGGAAUGGAACCAUUAACAGUCCGAUGGCAGGAAGAGGUAAUGGGGCGAGCGGGGUCAAUAGGUCCCCCCUGUCUUCUGUUAACUCCCUGGCCAUUCAAGAUCCAACUGUAGCGGAGUACGCUUCCAUACGGAAGUUCAGAAAGGUUGACAAGACAAACAGGAAGGAAAAUAACGGGGCCGACAGCCAGUCAGACAGCCAGUCGAGCGUGAGUGAUUCACCCUCUGCCGCCCCUCCUCCGCUACACCGCAGUCAGGAAUUUCCACGCAAGCCGCUGGAGCCGUUUCACCUGCACUCCUUCCCAAAGGAGGCGGUGUUCAUGGGCAAUGGGGAGCAGUACAUCUGGAAGCCUCCAGAAGAUGAUGACAUCAUCACCUUGCACCCACCUCCGUCCCGCGGAGAGAACGGACAGGGGCACCCAUCUCCCCCAACUGCGAAGGAGAUUGCAGACACUUACUCCAUCGUGUGUAAAACCCAGAAGAAGAAACCUCCUAUGGAAAACAACGGAGCAAAGACCCUCCCACGCUCCUUUGGAGGGGAGAGAGGAAACGCAGGUUCCCGGGGCCGAGGCAGAGGAGUCCAGGGCCAGGCACGUUCCCAGGAGGAGCCCUGCUAUGAGCCGGUCGGAGACAGGUCCUGGCCCACAUGCGUAAUGGCCGAGUCUGACCCUGCGUACGCCACUAUCGACACCCACCGGAAACGUGAGCAGGGGGGAACCAAUAACAACACGGCUGGGGGUAAUGCCACUCUGAAGAGAAAGAAACAGCAGGCAGCACCAGCGGCACCUCAGGGCUCAGGACCCACCGCCCUGCCUGUUAGAGGCCUGCCCGGUGGGGAAAACUUCUAUGAGACCAUCAGCGAUGUGAAACAAGGGGGCAACAGCUCCAGCACCACCACCAUCUUCACCUUCAAUGACGGGAUGGAGAUGUACGUCACUGGCCUGUAGCUGGGUGACACACAGAAACGGCCCAGAACCCUCUGGUACAGAGUCAUGAAAGGGAUCUUUCUGUUCACCAGUCAGCAGGUUGCUGUACAUAGAUACAAGGCCCUCUAUAGACAAACAACAUGAGGAUCCAUUUUGUGUUGACAUCAGGUACAAACAGGGUCUUAAUCCAGGUUCAAAUUCCCCUUGAUUGGUCUGUACUUCAGAACCAGCCUAAGCCUAGUCCAGCCCAAAU